This is a messenger RNA of Rubroshorea leprosula, 1228 nucleotides long. The record is from the annotation of a GenBank genome assembly. Lineage: Eukaryota; Viridiplantae; Streptophyta; Magnoliopsida; Malvales; Dipterocarpaceae.
ACUCUUCUUUUUUUCCCCUUACAUCGAGCAAGGAAGCCCAACCACCGACGCACCUCCCUUUGAGAAACUGAAAUUCGAAUUUGCUCUGCUCUGUUCUUUUCCGUCGGCUGCUCUUCAUUGUUUGGGUGUGAGUUCUUCAAAAUUCUGGUAAGAAACAGCCAUUAAAUUCUCUGUUUUUCCUUAAAUUGGCUUGGGUUACUCUAAGUUCCUCUUGUUCCUUCAAUUUUGGGUUAAUUCCGUGAGUCCCCUGCAGAAUUACCAUCGGCUUCCCCUAGCUUGCAGCUCCAGUUUUGCUUGCUGGAAAUUCUGGUGCUGCUAUGGCUUAGGGCACUGGGAUUGAGUUUCGGUAUUACGGAUUUAAGGAAGUGAAGUCAAGGACGGGGAAAAACAAGGAACGUGACGAGUUAGAAGGCUAGCCAUCUUGUAAAUUGAAUAUAGAUUUUAAAUAUAAAUCAUGAUUUUGUAACUAAACUUUAUUUGGAGAGUUUAUGAUAUUAGAGAAAAUUUUAUAAUUUUAUCUUCAGAUUUUGUGGUAUCAAAUUGUGAAUUUUUAUGAAAGCCUUUCAUUUGCUUCUCUUCGAUGGAAGUUUGAUUUUCCCAGAAUGUAUCCUACUUUUUGGCCUAAUUCUUCUUCUGAUGAUCGAUUCAACCUCUGAUCAAAAAGAUAUACCUUGGUUAUAUUUCAUCUCUUCAACAAGUUUAGUAAUGAGCAUAACGGCCCUAUUGUUCCGAUGGAGAUAUCAAAAGCCCAGAGUAAUGGUAGUUUUAACUCAUUUUGAUAUGUUUUCUUUGCAAUUGUUCUUGGUUUCUCAUGUUAGUAUCUUGGUUGGAGGUGGCCAAUCUUAUCCCUUUGUAAAGGCUUGGAAGCAGAUUAGGGUGGCUAGUGAGAAAGGAAAACUAGUGACAAGAUCUCGAUUGCAGCCAUCGGCCUUGUUGUUCUACGAUUUGAUGUUGGGUGACUGGGUGCCAAUGAAUGGAAGCCUCAUGAGCUUAGAUUAGGAGGUAGUGAGAUGUUUUCUUAUGAGCAACCGCCUUAAUAUUGUAGCUAUUGAUAUGAUGUCGGUGUGGGUUCAAAGGCUAGAUGUGUUGUUAAUUGGCUUGGAGGUAGAGUGGUAGCUGACAAUUGCUUUGAUCUUAUUGGCAAUGAUGAAAUUUGGGUGCUUGUAGGUGUAUUGGCUUGCUUGGAUUUUUUGAGAUUUGAUUGUGUAACGAACUAGCCCACUACUGA